UAGAUGCUGCUUCCGGAGAAGGGGUGCAAGUGGAAGAGCAGGAAGACGAAAUUAUAAAGUUAGGACUUCACUUCGUUUAUGACAAAGCAUUUGCGAAGCGCGCCCUCUUCAAAGUGAACGACAGCUUCGACGCCUACUUCACUGCACUCACAAGAGCCGCCCAGGAGUACUUCAAGCUACAUGACAGUCCAAAAAUCCGCCUCACACUUGUCGGAUCGUCAAAACUCGAGGAGGAAGACAUAAUUAAAAACACUACCAUUAACGGAACAAAUCAAUUAGACGCGGAGGAGACUCUGAACAAGCUCGACUUGAUAAUGGCGUGGAACGAAACGCUGAACUCCAACGUCGACAUAGUGUUUCUUGCGACAGGGAUGCAGCUGAAGAUCACAGAAUCAUAUAGGACCGGAGAGUGGUACGGACUAUCUUUUCCCCGAUCCAUCUGUUUCGGGAACGCUUCAGUGGGACUCAUUCACGACGAUGGAGCUACCUUCAACGGGGUGCGCCUCACAGCCCUUCAAGUAGCUCUUCUGAUAGGAGCAAAUAAAGAUAAUGGCAAGUGGCGCGAAUGCCCUGAAGAUGAGGACCAAUACCUGACAUCCUCGGCGAGUGGGGGGCGCCGACCGUACCUGUCUGACUGCAGCAAAGCGUCUAUUCGAGACUUCUAUUAUCGUGUAAUAGACAGCCAUGACGUUUGUUGGAAGGACGCACCAACUCCUGCUCUCACUCCCGAAAAUAACAACUUUCCCGUGGAGUUCUACAAGAAAUUUGACUGUGAUAUCUGUCACGUAACGGAGCAUAUCAAGAAUAACACUGGCGAAGCCUUAAAUUGUUCGCUGUCUACAAUUAAUCGGAACGUCGACCCGUGGCCAACGACGACGGAGAGCAGCUGGCACCGUGCAGCCAGGAUACGACGCGAACGGUAUUACAGACGGAACCCGACGACACGCUCACCUUACCAAGACUGCACACAGUCCUGCUGCCGGUUCGUCCGUCUCGAAAACCGCACUGGUGGGUACUGGAACUGCUGGGACACACGUGCCGCUGACGGCACUGUAUGUGAUUCGCUAAGGGUGUGCUUAGACGGCGUGUGCGCCUAACUUCACCGAGGAAUUCGAAUGAUAAUAAGCAUUGCCGUUGCAUAUCAUGAUUUGCGUCUACGCUGCCUCUGUUGCUUCUGCAAGUGUCUUUUCUUCCACUGCAGUAUUCUUUUUUUUUUCAUUCUUUUUUUUUUUUGAUGACCUGUUUUACCAACUUGACAAAAAUAAAAGAGAAUAAGCCUGUGUCAAGAGUAUGC
Dermacentor silvarum is the source of this 1294-nucleotide messenger RNA. RefSeq lists its product as uncharacterized. Gene Ontology annotation, molecular function: metalloendopeptidase activity. The record is from RefSeq and is a predicted model, not a curated record. Lineage: Eukaryota; Metazoa; Arthropoda; Arachnida; Ixodida; Ixodidae. Bases 315 to 1097 code for a protein of 260 amino acids. The transcript has 11 exons. Gene Ontology annotation, biological process: membrane protein ectodomain proteolysis.